This is a messenger RNA of Cantharellus anzutake, 852 nucleotides long. RefSeq lists its product as uncharacterized. Bases 1 to 852 code for a protein of 283 amino acids. Lineage: Eukaryota; Fungi; Basidiomycota; Agaricomycetes; Cantharellales; Hydnaceae. The transcript has 7 exons. The record is from RefSeq and is a predicted model, not a curated record.
AUGCCCACUACCAAUCCACCUCCUGUGUCUGCACCCACUCCGUCCACCCAGAUCAAUGUUCCCCUCUACCUGGGUCAAUGGGGACCCACUGCCGUGCUCAAUCCUGCACCUGUAUACACUCUGCCUAAAGAACUAUUUGCGACAAAUGAGGAUGGAUCACCGUCAACAAAUUGUGUGUAUGCAGAGCUGAGUUCUGGUUGGAUUUGGAAUGAGGAACAGCGCAAACUAGAAGAAAAGGGGUUAAGCGAUUCAACCAUACUGGCAAUUGUCAAAGGAAAAGACAAUGAGAAAUCCAAUGAGAAAGGUAUGAAAGAAUUUGAGUAUCAAUUCAUGUUGAACAUGAUGGAUCCAAAGAAACAGAAUGAAACCGUCUACUUUCCAGACUCGAAGUCCCAAUCACCAGAAGAGGUUCUCAAUGGAAUUCUCAUUAGGAUGAAGGUGGACCUCUCCAUGCACCAGAUUGGAUAUCGUUUAUCCGAUGAGAAGGAAUCCAUCUUCACUCAGAUCCGCAAUGUGGAUGAUUUCACUCACGCUAUUCAUGUGUGUGAUAUUCAAUCUCGUGCAUACAAAUCAAAGAAACUACGAAUUGUUAAUAAGGAUGCCAUCAAAAAAGAGCUUCAACCUAUGGCAAUCAAGAAGCGCUGUAGAGCCAAAACCCCAUCUGUCGACAACACUUCAUCCAUGCAUCAAGUAAUUUAUGAUGAACUUCACAAGAGACUCUUCUGCCAUGGUUGUGGGCGAUGCUGUUACCACCAUCCUGAUGCUAAUUUCCACCAUUUGCAUGUCACAAAUGAGGCCCUUGCCCUUUGGGCAAAAGCAUUGGGCAGGAAGAACGGAGUACCUGAAGAGUAA